This is a messenger RNA of Eruca vesicaria subsp. sativa (arugula), 1720 nucleotides long. The record is from the annotation of a GenBank genome assembly. NCBI's taxonomy places the organism in Eukaryota, Viridiplantae, Streptophyta, Magnoliopsida, Brassicales, Brassicaceae.
UUCGAAGAAGCAGUCAAAAUAUUCAAAGAUGGAGAUAUAUAGUGAGGAGGAGAAAAGUGCCUUACGCCACGCCUUUUGUGUGUGUGUGUGUUUAUACUAUUAAAUGAUUCAGUUACUGUCCUUAAUACUACUUAUCAUAACACCAAUGGCUAAAGACUACGUUUCAUUAUCUGUUCCCAAGUUCUUGCUGCUUCUUCUUAUCAUGUGUCAUAAUGAUGCUGAUUCUGCCAACAUCAUCAACCAUCUUCCUGGUUUUGACGGUCCACUUCCUUUUGAGCUCGAAACCGGGUAUAUUGGUGUUGGUGAAGAAGAGCAAGUGCAACUGUUCUACUACUUCAUCAAGUCUGAGAGGAAUCCAGAAGAAGACCCUCUCCUUAUCUGGUUAAGUGGAGGACCUGGUUGCUCUUCUAUCUCUGGUCUUCUUUACGAGAAUGGGCCUUUGACUGUGAAGCUUGAGGUUUAUAAUGGAACUCUUCCUUCCUUGGUCUCUACUACAUAUUCAUGGACCAAGAUUUCGAGUAUAAUAUAUCUGGAUCAGCCUGUUGGAACUGGCUUCUCCUACUCAAGAACUCAGCUUGCUAAUAAACCAAGUGAUUCUGGAGGAGUCAAGCUGAUCCACGAGUUUCUUCACAAGUGGCUAGGCAAGCAUCAAGAGUUUUUCACCAACCCUUUCUAUGUCAGUGGAGAUUCUUACUCCGGUAUGGUUGUUCCUGCACUCGUUCAAGAAAUCUCAAACGGAAAUUACUUAUGCUGCAAGCCUCCGAUAAACCUUAAGGGCUAUGUGCUUGGAAACCCGCUAACAGAAACUGAAAUUGAUUAUAACUAUCGCGUCCCUUAUGCUCAUGGAAUGGCACUGAUCUCUGAUGAACUCUACGAGUCGAUGAAGAGAAUCUGCAAAGGUGAAUAUGAAACUGUUGAUCCAAGUAACACGGAAUGCUUAAAACUCGUUGAAGAAUAUCAUAAGUGCAUUGAUGGAUUAUACUUCGCAUUUAUCUUAACGCCAUUAUGUGAAGAAUCUAAAGAUACGUCUCCUGAUUGCUAUACUUAUCGGUACGUGUUAACUACCUACUGGGCCAAUGAUGAGAGCGUGCGCAGGGCUCUUCAAAUCGCUAAGGUAUUGCAUAUGCCAAAAGUUAAAAUCCAUUAUCUUUUGGUAAUUAACGAGGAUGUAUGGUUGCAGGAGAGUAAAGAGGAAUGGGUACGUUGUUACUGGGACAUGCCUUACACUAAUGACAUUAAAAGCAGUGUGCCUUACCAUAUGAACAACAGCAUCAGUGGCUAUCCUUCUCUCAUCUUCAGUGGUGAUCAUGACAUGUAUAUGCCUUUCCUUGGAACUCAAGCCUGGAUUAGGUCUCUUAACUAUCCUGUCAUUGAUGAUUGGAGACCUUGGAUGAUAGGCGAUCAAAUCGCUGGAUACACGAGGAGUUAUGCCAAUAAGAUGACAUUUGCUACUAUCAAAGGAGGGGGACACACUCCAGAGUAUAAACCAGAGGAGAGUUAUAUCAUGUUCCAAAGGUGGAUCAAUGGUCAACCUCUUUAACAUGACAAAUAUUAUUCUAUUAAAGCAUCUUUAUAUAAUAAGAUUAUCACUUUUGUAGUUGGUUGUAUCAAUUUUUUUUAAACGUUUGUAUCAAAAUAUUCACCUAGCUAGUAGCACAUUUAUGCUUGAUAUAAUGUUGGUUUGCAUAAACAAUAACACAUAAGGAACAUAAAGAAAUUG